CAAAUUCCCCAAGCUAUUAUGAAAAGUUAGAAAGGGCUCACAUAAAGAGGUUUGGAACAAGCUUCGGACAAUUAGCUAAAUCACUAAUCACAAUUACUAACUGAGAGUUCAGUAGUGAGGUCUUGCUGACAUUUUAAAACUUAAACGGCAUGAUAUUGGGAAUUAUCAGUACAUUGCAUUAGAUUCAUAGCUACGCUGAUCACCAGUUGUUCACAGAUCAUUUUGAGCCCCAUUUUACCUGUUGUGGUUGAGCCGUCAGUUCUGAGAAAGAGGGGAGGGUUUUGAUCGAAGUAAGCGACUUGUAAAUAGUUUACUCAAAUUUCUCAUGGUUGGACGUCGCGUGCAGUUUUGGAAGAUUUGAAAGCGUUUUAAUCGGCUCAGGAGUGGCUGAAAUCAAAAUUAUUAAUGGCAGACGGUCAGAAGCCAAACGGGAAAGCAGGUGGUGAGGAUGAGAAUAAGGAUGUGGCAAAAGCUGCAGGCUUUGUUGUCUUUUCUGGGAUUGCUCUGAGCAUCAUCAAGGCGCUGUGCCCAAAAAAGUCUAUAGAAGAAUUUGUGCAAUCUGAUGAUGCUGUGUCGGACACCUCUACUGGGGAUACUGUUGGGGAACUGAAGGAAGAUGCAAAGGUGAUCACUGUUGGGGAACUGAAGGAAGAUGCAAAGGUGACCAUGUUAAGUGCUGAAAACAUUAUUGAGAAAACCAGCGAGGUUCAGAAAGAGGAGAAAAUCAGCGAGGUUCAGAAAGGGGUGAUUGGUUUUGGUUCUGAGAUCACUAAGAAGUUUCAAAAGCAAGGUACCACGAAGAAAUCAGGGACAACUAUUGAGCUAAUUAAAGGAGACACGCUAUGGGAUCUAUCUCAGAAGUAUGGGGUUUCAAUUGAUUCAAUCAAAGCUGCAAAUGGGCUUACCGAUGACAUGAUUUAUGCUGGAGACAAACUUAUCAUACCUUCCUAGGAUUCUAGUUGGAUUUUACAGUUUUCAAACUUUGUAGGACUCAUCUGGUCUAUCUAUGGGAUGUAUGUGGGGGUCAUGAGAUUGAAAUUAAAGAGAAAGUGUGCACCAAUACAUUUGGUCUAUUGAAAUGUUGAUCCAUUGAUUGCUAAGGUCAUCUUAUCUAGACUUCAUAAUUUCCAGAUUGUUAUUACAGAGGGAUCUUUUAUCAUUACCCAGAUCUAUAUCCUGUGUGUUAUGGAAAAUUUUGCCUGAAAAUUGAAUCAAGUAUCAACUAUGAGAUUUGUGUUUUUUAUUAAUUAUUCUUUGGUUCUCUUCAUCCUGAUGAUGGAUCAUGGAGUGUAAUCCGCAACGUUGAUGCAAAAUUUUGAACAUAAAUGAAUCCAGAAACAGAAUUCGCUCUGUUUAAUUCUUGUACA
Cryptomeria japonica (Japanese cedar) is the source of this 1367-nucleotide messenger RNA. RefSeq lists its product as uncharacterized. The record is from RefSeq and is a predicted model, not a curated record. The transcript has 5 exons. The coding region runs from base 406 to 951 and encodes 181 amino acids. Lineage: Eukaryota; Viridiplantae; Streptophyta; Pinopsida; Cupressales; Cupressaceae.